Messenger RNA from Effrenium voratum, 2358 nucleotides. NCBI's taxonomy places the organism in Eukaryota, Dinophyceae, Suessiales, Symbiodiniaceae. The record is from the annotation of a GenBank genome assembly.
AUGGCGCUGCAUCUCCUGCGUUCGAUGUCCGAAAUCGGAAUCCAGCCAGACCUGGUGGCCCUGAACAGCGCUCUGAGCGCCUGCCCCUGGGAGCUUGCGCUGUGCCUAGGAGAAGUGGCCGUGUCACAUUCCAUGCAGCUGAACACCGUCAGCUACAACAUCCUGCUCAGCGCUUUGAGCGUGGGCCAGAGCUUCUCUCAGUCUCGGGAGCUGGAGGUGCUGGAGGACAUGCGGCGCAGUCUGCUGCAGCCGGAUGUCGUCACCUACAACACCCUGCUGAGUGCCACCUUGCGGCGGGCGGACUGGCAAGCGGCCUGCGGGUAUUUGGAAGAGAUGCCACAGGUGCUCCUCGCGCCGGACGAGGUUUCCUUUGCCACCGCCUUGGCCACUUGCGACCAGGCAAAGCAGUGGCAAGUCGCUUUGCGCCUUCUGGCGCAGAUGCGGCGACAGCGCCUGGCACCAGAGCGCGCUGAGGAAUCGGCGCUGGCAGCCUGUGAGCGCGCCGGCCAGUGGCAAAGAACCCUGGCCCUCGCAAGCCCGCGCAGCAUCCGCGGCUUGAACACGGCCCUCAGGGCUGCAGGCCAGGCGCUGCUCUGGGCGCUGCCGCUGCUGCUCUUGGCCCGCGCGGCACCGCCGCCGGACGCCAAGUCCUUCGCGGCGCUGGCGGAGAGCGCGGAAGCGGCCCAGGUGGAGCUUCUGCCUCGGUGGCUGCACCACCUACACACCGCAGCUGCCCAAAACCUGAGCCGGGACCCAAAGAACUUCGUGCGGCAGCUGCGGUUGCCUCACAGCAAGAACGUGCUGGUGACCGGGGCCACGGGCUUUGUGGGCAAGGUGCUGCUCGCGAAGCUGCUCCGGGAGUUUCAGGACUGCACCAUCUACGUCCUGGUGCGGUCCACUUCGAAGCUCACCUCCCAGGCGCGCCUGGAUCAACUCCUCGCCUCCCCGGCCUUCGGCGCUUCCGGCGCGGAAGCCGCGCUGAAGGCUUCGCAGCUGGUGGCGGUGGACGGGGACCUGGAGAGAGACUACUUGGGCCUCGGCCAGGGAUAUGAUGAGCUGGCCGCCAAGCUGGAUGUGGUGCUGCACUGCGCGGCGCUGGUGGACUGGGGUGCGCCGCUGCACCAGUCCAUGCGCUGCAACGCCCUGGGCUCCUGGAAGAUGGCGCAGCUGGCGAAAGCCGCGCGGCGGCGGCACGGCAAGCCUUGCCGGCUGGUGUGUGUCUCCACGGCCUGGGUCCACGGCAAGUCCUCGGGCCGCUGCGCGGAGCUGCCCCCCGGCGCCACCGGCGGCGCCGCCGCGUCGGGCGGCGCCGCGUCGGGCGGAUCCGCGGAGCCCUGGGCGGAGCUGGCGGCCACGGAGACGCGGCUCGCGGAGCUGCAGCGAGAGGCGCCCGCCAGGCGCGAGGCUUUCUUGUCAGAGGCGCAAAGGCGCCUUGGGCCCAGCGCAGAUGCUGCCGCCCUGGGGGAAAUGGCGGAGGAGAUGGGGCGGAAGUGGCUGGAUGCCGAAAUGGCGGAGUGGGGCGUGCAGAGAGCACGCCAGAAGGGCUGGUGGGAUGGAUAUACCUUCUCCAAGGCCAUGGGGGAGAUGCUGGUGGCUGAGACCCAGCAAGAUGAGCCCUUCGCCAUCGUGCGGCCCUCCGGGGUGGUGUCUGCGGUGUCGGAGCCGCUGCCCGGGUGGGUGGACGCCUACUUGCUGGUGGAGCCCCUCAUCGAAGGCGUGGGCAGAGGCCAAAUUACCGAGUUCCCUGGCCGAGCCAACUGCGUCAUCGACUGCGUGCCGGUAGACUAUGUGUGCAAUGUCAUCAUUGCGGCGGCCCGUACAUCCCACGAAGGCGCAAAGGUCUUCCAGUGCGCUUCUGGGGACGUCCAUCCCAACACCUUGGGGGAGAUCGAGGCAACCUGGCGGAAGUAUUUCCGGAGCCAGCCGAUGCUGGACAACCAGGGCAAGCCCGUCCACGUGCAGCCGGUGAAGUUCAUCGAUACCGCGGACAGCUUCGUGCGGUCGCUGCGGACGCGGUACAUCACGCCGCUGCAGACCUGCAGCCAGGCGCUGCAGCUGGUACCUCUGUGGCAGCGCUCGGAGUCCCUGCGGUCCCUGCGCGGCUGGCUGGAGCGCAAGAAGCGCACGGUGGAAAAGGUCUCCCAGCUCGCCAGGCUUUAUUCCACCUACACGUUGAACGAGUGGUCCUUUCAGACCACCAACACCCGGCAGCUGAUGUCGGAGUUGACCCUGGAGGAUCGGCAGCGCUUCCCCUACUUCCAGGGAGGCGACUGGAAUUGGGAAGAGUUUUGGACGCAGAAGCACAUCCCCGGCAUGCGGCGCUGGGUUUUGAAAGAGGAGGUGCACUCCCGACUGUGA